Messenger RNA from Paramecium sonneborni, 884 nucleotides. The record is from the annotation of a GenBank genome assembly. Lineage: Eukaryota; Ciliophora; Oligohymenophorea; Peniculida; Parameciidae.
AUGCUAGUUUAUAAUUCAAGUUUCGAUGAGUUUAUGCUAAAGGGCAAAAAUGAUUCAACUGAGGUUGUGUAUACAUUUAUAUUUCAAGAAUAAAACAUACAAAGUAUAUAAAUAAAGAUGGCUUGUAUUAUUGGCAUUUUGUGCAUUUACGUAAUCAAUUCAAAUAAUGUUUAGAUUUUGUAAUGCUUUAGGUUUUGUUUAAUAUACUCCUAUUUUAAAUUUAGCUGCCUCUUAUUAUGAUGUAGAUGAAAAUGGUGUUGCCUGGUUUAGUAUUUGUUAUUACAUUACUUAUUUUUUGUUUGCUCCAUUUAGUAUUAAACCAUUAGACAUGAGACUUGAUCUCACUUUGUUUUUAGCUUCAUUUUUAACUUCUUUAGGUAAAAUUAAAUAUAUCUAAGGUUAAUGGAUUAUAUAUUUGGCUCAUCAAAAUUAUGCAUUAGCAAUUAUUGGAUUCGUUUUAAUAGGAAUAGGUUAAAUAUUCAUUUUAGCAGCACCAGCUUGUAAUCAAUUAUAAUUUACAAUUAAAUAGAUAUUUCUGAUAGAUGGUUUCCUGUACAUGAAAGAACUGUUUCGACUUGUUUAGGAAGUUUCUUAAAUUUAGUCGGCUUGAAUUUUUCUAUUUUUUAUUCAUCAAUAACUUUUGAAGAGCUUUCAGAAGCUGAUGAUAUUAUAAAAGAAAUAGAUUAUAUGAACCUACUCUAUUCAAUAAUGAAUACUGUUGCUUUCAUUAUGUGUUUACUUAUGAUCAAAAAUAAACCACCUUCACCGCCUUCUUUUUCAGCUGUAAUUAUUUAUGUAAAUUAUUUUGGCUUCAGAAAAAAUGUUAAUUAUGAAAUCAUUUAAAAGAGCUUUUAGAAAUUUUGAGUCAAUUUUUGAUUUAUUUU